GGUUACUGUCGCAUUCCCUAUAUUGUGCCCAUAUCAUGUCAUCCGAAGUAAUCAAGUCAGUCGCCAGUAUACAACGCGCCGAGUCGCACGCGCGCAGUGUUGUGUUGUGUAUUAUGUUUUAAAUUAUUUGGAGUCAUGUCAAAACUCAAGACGAUGUUGAAAAUCGGUGGCGGAGCUGUGCUGAUCGCAGCAAUAGUGGCUGUGUUCGUGGUGGCCACACAAGGGAGAGACCCGGACCUGGAGGCUUCAGAGCAUGAAGGAAGAGAAUAUAUCUUACAAUUGGACAAAGCUGCUGGGGAGAGAAGAAAUCGAGCCACCAAAGCUGAAUGGGCGUAUACGUCUAAUAUAACUAAGGAAAAUGAAGAUCAGAAGAUACAAACUCAACUAGAGAUCUCAAAGCUAGAGAAGAUAGCAUGGGAAGAAACGAAGAUGUACAAAUGGCAGGACUUCCAAGAUGUGACAUUGAGGAGAAUGUUCAAGAAGUACAGUCAGCUGGGAGUUGCAGCGUUGCCUGACGAUAAAUACACGAUGCUGAUGAAGUCUGUUUCUGAUAUGGAGUCGAACUAUGCGACGUCGAAGAUUUGCUCGUACAAGGAUGCUACUAAGUGUGAUUUGUCGUUGGAACCUGACAUAACAGAAAUAUUCGCUAAGAGCCAAAACGUGUCCGAAUUGGAACAUACCUGGGUGGAGUGGCAUAAGGCUGCCGGCGCCCGCGCAAAGGAUAACUUCACUCAAUACGUGAGACUGAGCAACGAGGCUGCUAAACUCAAUGGUUACAAAGACGUAGCGGAAUGGUGGCAGUCCGACUACGAAGUGAACGACUUCGAAGCCCAGCUGGAGAAGCUGUGGAACGACGUGAAGCCCCUCUACCAGCAGCUGCACGCGUACGUCAGGAAACAGUUGAGGGACAAGUAUGGGCCUGAGGUGGUGUCCGCUAGGGGACCUAUUCCGGCGCAUUUGUUGGGUAAUAUGUGGGCUCAAACCUGGAAUAACAUAGAAUCAUUCACACGCCCGUACCCAGACAAGAAAGAAAUAGACAUCACACAAGCAAUGAAGGAUCAGAACUACACAGCACUCAAAAUGUUCCAAAUGUCAGACAGUUUCUUCAGGUCUUUAAAAUUGACCCCAAUGCCUGAGAAAUUCUGGAAGAAUUCUAUAAUUGAGAAGCCUACUGAUAGGGAUAUCGUUUGCCAUGCUUCGGCUUGGGACUUUUUUGACGGUGAUGACUUCAGGAUCAAGCAGUGCACAACAGUAGAUUACGAAUAUUUCCAAACAACACACCACGAAAUGGGUCAUAUUCAGUACUUUCUUCAAUACAAACAUCAACCGGUCGUAUUUCGUGACGGAGCUAACCCAGGCUUCCACGAAGCUGUGGGCGACACGAUAGCCCUGUCGGUGUCUUCACCGAAACACUUGAGAAGCGUCGGACUUAUCAACAAGAACGAUACUGAAGAUGAGCAGACGGAGAUCAAUCAGCUGUAUAAAAUGAGUAUAGACAAAGUAGUCUUCUUACCCUUCGCUUACACCCUUGACCUCUUCCGCUACGGGGUCUUCCGCGGAACCACCACCCCUGAGAACUACAACUGCCACUACUGGAGGUUGAGGGAGAGGUUACAAGGUGUGGAGCCUCCGGUCACAAGAACUGAGGAGGACUUUGAUGCUGCUGCCAAGUAUCAUGUGUCUGCUGACGUGGAGUAUGCUAGGUAUUUCGUGUCCUUCAUCAUUCAGUUCCAAUUCCACCGAACGCUAUGCGAGCUCGCAGGAGAAUACUCGGCCACGAAGAAGCUAGUCGACUGCGAUAUUGUAGAUAGCGUUGCUGCUGGAAAUGCACUAUCAAACAUGCUCAAAAUGGGUUCAUCGCACCCGUGGCCCGACGCGAUGGAGGCGCUCACGGGCCAGCGAGAGAUGAAGGCCGACGGUCUGCUGGAGUACUUCAAGCCGCUCCACGAGUGGCUGCAGAAGGAGAAUGAGAGGACCGGCGAGUACGUCGGUUGGGAGUCUAGCAAGAUUCAAUACUGCACUGCAGAACAGCAGGCAGCGCUACAAUCAGAGCAGAAGGAGGAACAUAGCACGACGGGACUUUUAUGUCGUAACGUCCUACGAAAGGACCAUUACUAUAAGGUUCAGAGAGUCAUUGUGCGGAUGAUCCUCAAAAUAAUAGGCGAGCUAGCUCUAGUCGGGGCUAUAGCUUCCGUCUUCAUAGUAGCAGCUCAAGGUCUAGCUGCAGAAAGGGCAGCUGAAGAAGCGGCUGGCAGAGACUACAUGAGGAGACUGGAUGAGAUCACGUCCAAGUUGAAGAAUAGAUUGACUAUCGCCAAUUGGAACUAUGAAAGUAAUAUUACGAAACAGAAUGAAGAACACAUGCUACAAGUAGCACUAGACGUUGCUGAAGAAGAAAAAGAAAACUGGAAAGAAACAAUGACGUACUUAUGGAAAGAAUUUGAAGACGAAGAUUUGAAGAGAAUGUUCACAAAAUACACAGAACUGGGCACAUCAGCUUUGCCAGAGGACUUGAAUCAGAGGUUGUUAGAAGCGAUCACCAACAUGCAGUCGACGUACGCGAAGGCAACGAUUUGUGACUAUAAGAUUAGGACGAAAUGUGAUCUUUAUGUAGAGCCAGACGUCACGAAUAUCUUCGCAAACAGUGACGACCCUGAGGAGUUGAAGUACGCGUGGGUGGAGUGGCAUAAGGCUGCGGGGAGACCGUCCAAAGGGAACUUUACCGAAUAUGUGCAGAUGGACAACGAGGCUGCUCAUCUUAAUGGAUACGACAGCGUUGCCGAGUGGUGGCUCAGCGAAUACGAAUCUUCAGACAGCGAGGAGCAGUUCGCCACACUCUGGAACCAAAUCAAACCGCUGUACCAACAGAUCCACGCGUACGUGCGAGGCAAACUGCGAGCCAAGUAUGGGGAGAAUGUGGUGUCGGCUAGAGGGCCUAUUCCUGCGCAUUUGUUAGGUAACAUUUGGGCCCAGACCUGGACCAACAUUGAAAAAUACGCCAUACCCUAUCCUGAUAAACCUGACGUAGAUGUAACAGCUGCAUUGAUCGAACAAAACUACACUCCAUUAAAAAUAUUCAAGACUGCCGAAGAAUUCUUCACGUCUCUCAACCUGAAGGGCUUACCAGAUCUGUUCUGGGAUAAAUCCAUCAUUGUGAAGCCGGACGAUGGUCGAGACAUGGUGUGCCAUGCGUCGGCUUGGGACUUUUUCGAUGGCGAGGAUUUCAGAAUUAGACAGUGCACAGAACUGACGAGCGCAUUCUUCAAGACUACCCACCAUGAACUGGGACACAUUCAGUAUUACUUGCAAUACAAAGACUUGCCGGUCGUAUACAGAGAAGGAGCUAAUCCAGGUUUCCACGAAGCGAUCGGUGACGUCAUAGCCCUGUCUGUAUCAACUCCGAAGCAUCUUCGAGUUGUAGGUCUGUUGAAGGAUGAGACUGAUGAUGACGAAUCUGAGAUUAAUCAGCUAUUCAAAAUGGGUCUUGACAAGAUAGUCUUCCUUCCCUUUGGCUAUCUUCUAGACUUAUUCCGCUACUCCGUCUUCCGAGGUUUCACUAGUUCUAGAGACUACAACUGCCACUUCUGGCAAUUAAGAGAGGCCCUGCAGGGAGUGGAGCCUCCAGAGACUAGGACUGAAGAUGACUUCGAUCCUGCAGCGAAGUACCAUAUUACUGCUGAUGUUGAGUACAUGAGGUACUACAUCUCGUACAUAAUCCAGUUCCAGUUCCACCGAGCGCUCUGUCAGCUCGCCGGCGAAUAUGUUCCCGGUGACCCCAACAAAUUGCUGUCCAAGUGCGAUAUCUAUAACAGCACGAAAGCUGGUGAAGCUUUGGGUAAAAUGCUACGAAUGGGCUCCUCCCGCCCCUGGCCUGACGCCAUGGAAGUCCUAACCGGCCAACGCAACAUGGACGCCAGCGGUCUCAUAGAAUACUUCCAACCGCUGUACGAAUGGCUGCAGAAGGAGAACGAACGCACCGGGGAGUUCAUAGGAUGGGAAGCUAGCUCUGUCCAAUACUGUACACAAGAACAAUUGAUGGCGAUGGAAGACUCGGACUUCGCAAAGAAAUUGGAUACUCUCGUAAAAAAACAAGUGUAAAAGUAA
Messenger RNA from Cydia splendana, 4104 nucleotides. Its product is annotated as angiotensin-converting enzyme-like. Gene Ontology annotation, cellular component: plasma membrane. Gene Ontology annotation, molecular function: peptidyl-dipeptidase activity; metallopeptidase activity. Bases 136 to 4098 code for a protein of 1320 amino acids. Gene Ontology annotation, biological process: proteolysis. The record is from RefSeq and is a predicted model, not a curated record. Lineage: Eukaryota; Metazoa; Arthropoda; Insecta; Lepidoptera; Tortricidae. The transcript has 25 exons.